GUUAGAGCUUGAAGAAAAGACCGGAUUUAGCAGUUAGCAAUGACAAACUUGAAAAACUCUCCGCCUGCAAUUCGAUCGCUGCGCAAAGCGUUUCUCCGACUCAACUACUGCUUCAUCAGUAAGAGAUGGUGUUCCUCCAAGCGGAAAAACAAAGCGAUACGAUCGAUCCUGGUAGCCAAUAGAGGAGAAAUCGCGAUACGCGUAUUUCGCGCCUGUAAUGAACUGGGCAUCAAGUCGGUGGCCAUCUACUCGGAGCAGGACAAAAUGCAAAUGCAUCGCCAGAAGGCAGACGAAUCAUAUAUGGUCGGCAAGGGCCUGGCACCGGUGGAAGCCUACCUCAACAUUCCAGAGAUCAUUCGCAUUUGCAAGGAAAAUGACAUUGAUGCAGUGCAUCCCGGUUAUGGUUUCCUCUCCGAGCGCAGCGACUUCGUUCAGGCCGUUAACGAUGCCGGAGUUCGAUUUAUCGGCCCCUCGCCCAAGGUGGUGCAGAACAUGGGGGACAAGGUGGCUGCACGUACUGCAGCAAUAGCUGCGAAAGUACCCAUUGUCCCUGGAACAGAUGGCCCAGUUACUUCUAAGGAGGAAGCCUCGGCGUUUUGCGAAAAGAAUGGUCUUCCCGUCAUUUUAAAGGCCGCUCAUGGCGGUGGCGGUCGUGGCAUGCGUGUGGUUCGCAAAAUGGAAGAAGUGGCAGAGAACUUCGAGCGUGCCAGCUCCGAGGCCAAGGCAGCAUUUGGCAACGGCGCAAUGUUCAUUGAGAAGUAUAUUGAACGACCACGUCAUAUUGAAGUCCAGAUAUUGGGGGACAAGACUGGCGAGGUAGUGCAUCUAUAUGAACGCGACUGCUCUAUUCAGCGUCGCCACCAAAAAGUCGUUGAGAUUGCGCCUGCUCCACGUCUGCCUGCUGAGACUCGCGACAAGAUGACCGAGGCAGCAGUCCGGCUGGCCAAGCAUGUGGGAUACGAGAAUGCUGGCACUGUGGAGUUCCUCUGCGACGAGUCCGGAAACUUCUACUUCAUCGAAGUGAACGCCAGGUUGCAGGUGGAGCACACAGUGACUGAGGAGAUUACCGGCAUUGAUUUGGUUCGAUCUCAGAUACGCAUUGCCGAGGGUAAAACUCUCAAGGAGCUGGGUCUCACCCAAGAGAAGAUUGUGCCACGUGGCUUUGCUAUUCAGUGCCGCAUAACCAGUGAGAAUCCGGAACAGGGUUUCCAGCCUGACAUGGGACGCAUCGAAGUAUUCCGUUCCGGCGAGGGUAUGGGCAUACGAAUAGACGGCGCCUCGACCUAUCCUGGCGCUAUCAUCUCGCCCUACUACGACUCGCUGCUGGUCAAAGUGAUAGCCCAUGCCAGUGAUCUGGAAAUCGCAGCAUCUAAAAUGAGUCGAGCACUGCGUGAGUUUCGUAUUCGGGGUAUCAAGACGAAUAUUCCAUUCCUGCUAAAUGUGUUCAACAACGAGAAGUUCUUACUCUGCGCAUUGGAUACUCACUUCAUAGAUGAAAAUCCAGAUCUUACUAAGCCCUCAGUCUUUAUCCACAAUCGCGCGCAAAAGCUUUUAAUGUAUUUGGGUGAAGUUUUGGUCAACGGACCCAUUACGCCAUUGGGUACAUCUUUAAUGCCAUUAAAAGUCAAGGUACAGGUGCCCGAAUUACCCAAAGAGACGGAGCCGCCGCCGGGUCUACGCGAGAUCCUUAAGUGUGAGGGUCCCGAAGCGUUUGCCAAGGAGGUGCGCUCCCGAAAGAAUUUACUUUUGAUGGAUACUACUUUCCGGGACGCCCACCAAUCUCUGUUGGCCACGCGUGUGCGCACCCAUGACUUGCUCAAAAUAUCCCCUUAUGUGGCGCACAAGUUUAGCAAUCUGUAUUCACUGGAGAACUGGGGUGGAGCCACAUUCGAUGUAGCUCUACGGUUUCUAUACGAGUGCCCAUGGGAGCGCCUAGAGGAGAUGCGCAAGCUCAUUCCAAACAUUCCAUUCCAAAUGCUGUUGCGCGGCGCCAAUGCCGUUGGAUACACCAGUUACCCAGACAAUGUGGUCUACAAGUUCUGCGAACUAGCGGUGCAAACUGGCAUGGACAUUUUCCGAGUGUUCGAUUCCCUCAACUAUUUGCCCAACUUGAUCCUCGGCAUGGAGGCAGCAGGCAAGGCAGGCGGAGUUGUAGAGGCGGCCAUCUCCUACACCGGAGAUGUGGGAGAUCCCAAGAGAACCAAAUACGAUCUCAAGUACUACACAAACUUGGCUGACGAGCUCGUCAAGGCGGGCACUCACGUCCUCUGCAUCAAGGACAUGGCGGGCCUGUUGAAGCCAGAGUCGGCUAGGCUGCUGAUCACUGCCAUCCGCGACAAGCAUCCCGAUCAUCCCGAUGUUCCAAUCCAUGUCCACACUCAUGACACUUCGGGUGCCGGUGUUGCGUGUAUGAUCGCCUGCGCUCAGGUCGGAGCUGAUGUUGUGGAUGUGGCCGUCGACUCGAUGUCUGGAAUGACAUCACAGCCAAGUAUGGGAGCAGUUGUCGCCUCUCUGCAGGGCACUCCCUUGGACACACAGCUGAACCUAGGAGAUGUUUCUCAAUAUUCUGCGUACUGGGAGCAAACUCGUAAUCUCUACGGACCAUUUGAAUGCACCACGACAAUGAGAUCAGGAAAUGCCGAUGUCUAUCUGAACGAAAUACCCGGGGGUCAAUAUACCAAUCUGCAGUUCCAGGCGUUCUCCCUAGGUCUAGGUGAUUUGUUUGAGGAAGUGAAGAAAGCGUACAGAGAAGCCAAUAUUAUUCUGGGAGACAUAAUUAAGGUCACUCCAUCGUCAAAGGUUGUGGGUGACUUGGCUCAGUUCAUGGUUCAGAAUAAGCUCAGUCGUGCUCAAGUUUUGGAAAAGGCCAAGGAGUUGUCGUUUCCCAAAUCGGUAACUGAGUACCUACAGGGAUAUAUGGGUAUUCCGCAUGGCGGCUUUCCAGAGCCAUUUCGAUCCGAUGUUCUUAAGGAUAUGCCUCGAAUUGAUGAGAGACCUGGUAGUAAGCUUGAACCAUUAGAUUUCGACAAGCUAAAAGCGGAACUACUUAAAAGUCAUGCAAAAAUUUCUGACAGAGAUCUUAUGUCAGCGGCGCUUUAUCCGGAAGUGACCAAAGAGUUCCUGCAAAACCGUCUAAAAUUUGGCUGUAUCGAUAAGCUUGACACGCGAAUCUUCAUCGUGGGCCCCGAAAUGGGUGAAGAGCUCGAAGUUAGCCUAGAGCGUGGCAAGGUAUUGUUCAUAAAGCCAUUGGCCAUAGCCAACGACCUCAGAGCGAAUGGCACACGCGAGGUGUUCUUUGAAAUGAACGGGGAAAUGCGUUCAGUCCACAUUCCCGACAAGGAGGCUCUAAAGGUUAUCCGAGUGCAUCCGAAGGCCAGGUCAGAUGUAAAAGGUGAAGUUGGCGCCCCAAUGCCAGGUGAUGUUAUUGAUAUACGUGUCAAGGAAGGCGACAAGGUCGAGAAGGGUCAGCCCAUUGUCGUGCUAUCAGCUAUGAAAAUGGAAAUGAUCGUUCGAUCUCCAGACUCAGGUACUGUUAAGAAAAUAGAAGUGAAGAAAGGAAUGAAAUUGGCAGGGGACGAUCUACUGCUGGUCCUGGAAUGAUUGAAUCUAUAU
Drosophila navojoa is the source of this 3612-nucleotide messenger RNA. Its product is annotated as pyruvate carboxylase, mitochondrial. Gene Ontology annotation, cellular component: cytoplasm. Gene Ontology annotation, biological process: gluconeogenesis; pyruvate metabolic process. The record is from RefSeq and is a predicted model, not a curated record. NCBI's taxonomy places the organism in Eukaryota, Metazoa, Arthropoda, Insecta, Diptera, Drosophilidae. Gene Ontology annotation, molecular function: metal ion binding; pyruvate carboxylase activity; ATP binding.